ACCCCUUCUGUCCUGCCCCCUCAGCUGUUUGCUCAUCUAGGCGUGUGCUUUUUUUUUUAAAAGAGGGACCAGGAGUUGGACCUGCUCUUCUUGGGGCAGCAGGGACCCAAACUGCAUCUCUUUCCUCUGUUUUUAUGAUAAUAACAGCAUAGUUUCUGUGUAUUUCUUCAGUAAAGAAACAUGAACUGGUGCUGGGUAUUUUUGGGGGUCCUCCUUUCUUUAGGAAUAUUUUCCUGGGGAGAAAUUGGUCUGGAAAUCCCUGAAUAUGAUGGCCGGGAUCGUGUCCAUGACCUCAAUGCUAAGAACUUCAAGUCUGUGAUGAAGAAAUAUGACGUCAUGGUCAUCUACUACCAUCAGCACGUUGGAAAAAGCAAGGCAGCACAAAAAGAGUUUGAGAUGGAGGAGCUUGCACUGGAGUUACUUACCAGCCCAGCUGCACUGACGUACCAGCUUGCCGCACAGGUCCUGGACGAUCUUGACGAUGAGGACAUCGGCUUUGGUCUCGUUGAUGAGAAGACAGACGGUGCCGUUGCCAAGAAGCUGGGUCUGGAUGAGGUGGAAAGCAUCUAUAUUUUCUAUGACAACGAGAUCAUUGAGUAUGAUGGCGAGCUGGCAGCAGACACCCUGGUUGAGUUCCUAUAUGAUGUCAUUGAGGACCCUGUCGAAAUAAUUUAUAAUGAACGAGAACUCAAAGCUUUCCACAGAAAUGAAGAGGACAUAAAACUUGUGGGGUACUUUAAGAAUGAGAAGUCUCCUCACUUUGUUGAGUAUGAUGAUGCAGCUGAAGAGUUCCACCCUUUUGUUAAGUUUUUUGCAACCUUUGACACCAAGAUUGCCAAGAAGUUGGACCUGAAGAUAAAUGAGGUUGACUUCUAUGAACCAUUCAUGGAGACGCCUGUUGAAAUCCCUGGGAAGCCCUAUACAGAAGCAGAACUUGUUCACUUCAUUGAAGGGCAUGACAGACCAACUCUUAGAAAGCUGGAGCCCCAUAGCAUGUAUGAGACUUGGGAGGAUGAUAUAGAUGGUCAACACAUUGUUGCAUUUGCUGAGGAGGAUGAUCCAGAUGGUUAUGAAUUUUUGGAAAUUCUAAUAGAGGUGGCCAGAGAUAACACAGAAUACCCUAAUCUCAGCAUCAUCUGGAUUGAUCCUGAUGAUUUCCCUCUGCUUGUCCCAUACUGGGAGAAGACAUUUGACAUCGACCUGUCAUCCCCACAGAUUGGUGUUAUUGAUGUUGAAGAUGCUGACAGCGUAUGGAUGGCCAUGGAUGAUGAUGAUGACAUGCCCACUGCAGAAGAGCUGGAAGAAUGGAUUCAAGAUGUUAUAGAGGGCAAGAUUGACCCAGAUUUUGAUGAUGAUGAUGAUGAAGAUAAUGAUGACGAUGAUGAUGACAAUAAUGAUGACGACGACGAUGAUGAUGAUGACGACGACGAUGAUGACGACGACGAUGAUGACGACGACGAUGAUGAUGAUGAUGACGAUGAUGAUGACGACGACGACGAUGACGACGAUGAUGAUAGUGAUGACGAAGAUGAAUAAAUCCUUAUUGUUUGCUUUCAAAGCUAUUAUAAAGAUUCCCUAAUACAUAUUACAGUUUUUAUCACAUUUUGUUGACUUUUAAAAUGAGACCAAAGCUUGACCUUCUAACACAACGCCCUUUACCCUGUGCUCAUACCUGUUACCUUGCACAUUAUGUCCAAAUUUAAGAACUUUAUCUUUAAAAAGUGUUCAUUUUUAAUAUUUUAAAAUUUAUUUUUUACUCCUUUUUGGUGUUAAUUGGAUAUCAGACCCAGCAGAGAAGCCCAGGUGUCCCAGAUUGGACCAGGAGGUGAAAAUGUGGAUUUUUUCCACCAAGCAAAACUGAGCAUUAAUUGUCAACAAAAACGUGUUUUACUAGGGAAAUAUGAAAACAAAAAAGUGAAACUUAUAAUGGCAAAAUAUAUAUCCUGAGAUCUCUCUUUAGAGAGAAAAAUCCUCUUUUUGGAUGAGCUGUGUGCGGGAAUUCAUGCUUCAUGUUUCCUUCUCAUCAGAAAAACAUGAUACCUGUCGAUACCUGAGACAGAAGUCCACUCCAUCUUCUCAAAUAAGACUGCCGUUGAUUAACUGAUUUUACUGAUGUUAAGUAAAAUUAAGCUUAAGAAGUAUAUUCUAUUUUCUUUUAUGUAGUAUACCUCAUUGCAAUGUCUUAAAGCGAGAGUUUAGGAAAGAAAUAUAAUGGAAAGAGUUUUCAUUAUCUCUAAUGUUGUGAAUAAGAAAAGGAAAAUACUAAAAAUGUGUAUUUUGUCUCAUUCCUUCAUGUGCAUCUGUGUGUAUUGAUUUAUAUCCACUUCCACUGCAACCACUACAUUUUAUUAGUCCUUAGCAGUGUGAAAUACACAUAGAGAUAUAAGUCUCAGAUUAUUCUCAAUUACAUUGUCAUUGUUCUGGUAAAAGGGAAAAGGUGAUAUCAGUCUUGCAUUAUUCAUUUCCAUUGUUUAUAGCAUUUGUCCUGCAUUCUGGUUCCAUUGACUGUGUUAUAUUCUUCCCAUGUCACAUGGGUUAACUUCCAUAGUUUGUGCCUAGUGUUAGACAUGAAUCCUGUCCAGGAUAAGUAUUCGGAAUAUAGGUGAAUUAGGGCCUAAGACACGGUGCUGAUUUUUUAAAUGGAUACCCCUAUGUUGUGUUGCUGCAGUGACAAUUAACAGCCAUUAGGGGGCAAUGAAGAUUUAAUAAACAAAUGUAUGGGAAGAAAUUGUAUUGUUAACUGGUUAGAGUAAAGAGAAUGGACCGAA
This is a messenger RNA of Paramormyrops kingsleyae, 2768 nucleotides long. RefSeq names its product calsequestrin 1b (gene casq1b). Gene Ontology annotation, biological process: regulation of skeletal muscle contraction by regulation of release of sequestered calcium ion. The record is from RefSeq and is a predicted model, not a curated record. NCBI's taxonomy places the organism in Eukaryota, Metazoa, Chordata, Actinopteri, Osteoglossiformes, Mormyridae. Gene Ontology annotation, molecular function: calcium ion binding. Gene Ontology annotation, cellular component: Z disc; sarcoplasmic reticulum lumen.